Messenger RNA from Suillus subaureus, 511 nucleotides. RefSeq lists its product as uncharacterized. Gene Ontology annotation, cellular component: cytoplasm. The record is from RefSeq and is a predicted model, not a curated record. The transcript has 3 exons. Lineage: Eukaryota; Fungi; Basidiomycota; Agaricomycetes; Boletales; Suillaceae. The coding region runs from base 190 to 414 and encodes 74 amino acids.
CACAAAUAUGAUGAAUUUUGUUGUUGGUCAUGUGAACAUUGCAACAGUGUACACAUUUGUUGACAACCGUCUUGCCGACACUAUACGGCUCCCAGAUCUCAACGUCUCAACGUGUCGAACGUUCUGAACCUUUCUACUCUGUGGCACUUGUCAUAUUAUCCUCAACUAGGGAAGAUCAAACCGUUCAUAAUGUCUGCCACUUGGGCGACCUCAAGCCAACCAACUAUGCCUCCUGCACAGCCCAUGACUUACGCCAUUGCCGGAUGCUCGGAGCACAGCGGGAACUACGUUCCGGAAAACAUACUAGUGGACACACCACAGGACCCGUCAAGUAGAUGGAGUGGCGCGCAGCAAUUACCUACAGCGAAGCAAUGGAUACUGUUGAAGUUAGAAACACUCAGUGUUAGAGCAUAACAUUUGGAAAGGUGACGCCGACCAACCUUGUUAUCGAUGCAAAAACUAAGUCUGGCGGAUGAAGUUUCACAGGAAACAUCCAUGCAACAUGAGGGAG